AUGAUGACGCGGCUUGUGGUGGAUAAAAUUUCGAAAUUUACGUGUGUGGAAUUUGAAACGCUUCCAAGUAUAAUGCCACAUGACACCUUUAUCAUUCCACCUAAAACUACCUCUAUCCUGAUUACCAUUGCACCAUACCAUCCACCAGUUUCUUCACAACAACAAACUAGCAUUCCUCUUUAUACCCCAAUGUUCACUGAUUCUACAGUUCCACCUACUACCACUACCAUACCUCUAGUUUCAGUCAACGUAUCUAAUACAGGGGCUAAACCUUCAAGUUUCUCAACCCAUGUUUCACAUCUUGUUUCCCCUCAUAACCGAGAUGACCGGGAUAUGAUCUUUGAUGAUGCUGAAGAUGAAGAUCUUGGGGGAUUCACUUAUAGUCCUUUCCAAAUACAGACUGAGAGUGAAGCAAUUGAGUCUAUCUUAGACAUAAUCACGAAGGAGCAUUCUGCUAAUGCUGCAAAGAUGAAUAAAGGAGUUGCUGAUUCUGCUGAAGUUUGCAAAACUACAACCAAAAAAUUUGAUAAACCAAUUACUGACACUACCACCAUUAUGGAGAAUUUCCAAACAACCUUCAACUCCAAUACCCCUACAACCAAUGAAGCUCUAAAGAGUCUGGGUUCUCUCUUCAAAUAUGAGAAAACGAAAUUGCAAGAGAUUCAUACUGGUCUGAAAACUGACCAUGAAGCAUUUCAAACUUCAAUAUCCUCUCAAAUUUCCAAGCUUCAAGAUGAAUCAGCGAAAGAGAGUGACAUCACACACUCUCUUUUCCCUCAAGAUGAAAGAAGUAAAGGUGUUAUGUACGAAACUAGAAGCUUCAGAGAAACAAGUCGAUGA
Messenger RNA from Lactuca saligna, 840 nucleotides. Lineage: Eukaryota; Viridiplantae; Streptophyta; Magnoliopsida; Asterales; Asteraceae. The record is from the annotation of a GenBank genome assembly.